AUGGCUUCCAUCGUGUGUCCGGAAAUGCUCCAUAAACGAGUUAACAUUCCCAAGUACGGGUACAGAGCCCCGCUGCUCAGUGCAACAGUAUAUGCAGCCAUAGCUACAUGUCGACCCAUCAGUGAUUGGUGGCACUUUCUGGCAAAAGAUAUGCGAUUUGGCAAGGAAGGCCCAGUGGUAUCGGAUGCCCGUUUCCUGAUGGACGCGGACGCGAUGGUCAAAGAAGCGGGAUGGUUUGUCGAGAGGAGUGGUGCGGGAGAUGCUGGGUGCCUGCAUCAUUGUGGUUGGAAGGUUAUCGGAGAAGAGGUCCGUGGGCCUUUAAAAAUUGCAUUUGGUACAGCGCCAGAAGAGGACUUGCGAAAACAUCCCCGACGGCCGUUGCUCGGAACGCAUCGCUUUCCUCAUUCCUGUUUGCAUUCUCCAUGCGCCUUUGCAGAAGCCGGCAAAGUUGUUCUCUUCACUGGGUAG
This is a messenger RNA of Paracoccidioides brasiliensis Pb18, 468 nucleotides long. RefSeq lists its product as uncharacterized. The transcript has a single exon. The record is from RefSeq and is a predicted model, not a curated record. Bases 1 to 468 code for a protein of 155 amino acids.